Molecule: messenger RNA, 1278 nt
Organism: Apodemus sylvaticus (European woodmouse)
Lineage: Eukaryota; Metazoa; Chordata; Mammalia; Rodentia; Muridae
Gene: Tekt1
Product: tektin 1
Exons: 7
Coding region: 1-1257 (418 amino acids)
Biological process (GO): cilium movement involved in cell motility; cilium assembly
Cellular component (GO): microtubule cytoskeleton; nucleus
Source: RefSeq, a predicted model, not a curated record
AUGGCCAAACUACUGCAAUCUCCACCCAAGUUCCUCCCCGCGGAGUGGUAUAUUGCUAACAAAAACCAGUACCACAGAGCAGAGGCCCAAAGGUCCCGAUCUGAACGCCUGGUGGCAGAGAGCCAGAGGCUUGUGGAAGAAAUUGAGAAGACCACCAGGAAGUCUCAGAGUGAUGUGAACAAGAAACUUGAGCAGAGACUCGAGGAGGUCAAGUUCUGGAAGAAGGAAUUAGAUGACAAGCUUGAACAACUCGUCUACCAGACAGAUGAUCUGCUCACAUACAAGAUUCGCCUGGAGAGAUCCUUGGAGAGUUUCAAGGAGCCCCUGCACAUCACAGAGAAGUGCCUGGCCUACAGGGAGAAGCGCGUGGGCAUCGAUCUGGUGCACGAUGUGGUGGAGCAGGAGCUGCAGAAGGAGGCCGAUAUCAUCCACGGAGUCAUGAACCUGCUUAAGCGCACUGUGGAGGAGUCAACAGAACAGAUCAGGCUGAACCGCUCUGCCAAGUACAAUCUGGAAAAGGAUUUGAAGGAUAAGUUCACGGCCAUAACUAUCGACGACGUCUGCUUCUCACUCAACAAUAACUCACCAGAUAUCAAAUAUUCUGAGAAUGUGGUGAGAAUCGAGCCCAACUCAGUGAGUCUGGAGGACUGGCUCGACUUCUCCAAUGCCAAUGUGGAGAAGGCAGACAAGCAGCUGAACAAUUCAAUGGCUCUGAAGACCCUGGUGGACCAAAUCCUGUCCCAGACAGCCAAUGACCUGCGCAGACAGUGCGAAGUGGUAGACACGGCAUUCGUAAAUGGGCUGAAGGAGACCAAGGAUGCUAGGAACAAGCUGGCUGACCAUCUGGCCAAGGUUAUGGAAGAAAUCUCUUCCCAGGAAAAAAACAUUGUGGUUCUUGAAAAUGCCAUCACACAGCAAGAAGGGCCGGCUAAGGUAGCACACACGCGCCUGGAGACCAGGACGCACCGGCCGAACGUGGAGCUGUGUCGAGAUGUCGCGCAGUAUCGGCUGAUCAAGGAGCUUCAGGAGAUCCACCACAACGUAGCCAGAUUAAAGGAAACCUUGGCCCAGGCUCAGACGCAGCUGAAGGCUCUGUACCGCAGGCAGCUGGCGCUGCAGGAGGAAAUCCAGGUUAAGGAGAACACCAUCUAUAUCGACCAGGUGCUGUGUAUGGAGAUGAGGAAGUCCAUCCCGCCCCGAGACGGCGAUGACCAUGGGUCCUGGGAGGGGGGCAUCCGCGCAGAGGCCAUCUGCUGACAGGCGCCAUUCAGAGUCUUA